AUGGUCUCUAGGUACACUACUCCUCUCAACUUCCACGGUGUGACCGUCAGCGCUGCCACCAAGUAUGCUCAGAUUGCCGCCACUUUCGGUGCCAGCGCUGGUGUCUUCGCUCUCUUCUUCUUCGGUGAAGUUCCCCGUGUCCGCAACGAUAUCUUGCGUCAGCUUCCUUUCUUCGACGAGUACUUCGACCGCUCCAUUGCCCCCGAGGACAACGUAUCCCUUCUAAACUUUCCCUUACGAAGUACGAUCCAUCAACCAUAUCCUACUCGCGGGGAUUUCUUAUGUUUGCGCAUAUGCUCCCUAUCAGCUAUAUAG
Molecule: messenger RNA, 315 nt
Organism: Aspergillus caelatus
Lineage: Eukaryota; Fungi; Ascomycota; Eurotiomycetes; Eurotiales; Aspergillaceae
Product: cytochrome b-c1 complex subunit 10
Exons: 3
Coding region: 1-315 (104 amino acids)
Biological process (GO): mitochondrial electron transport, ubiquinol to cytochrome c
Source: RefSeq, a predicted model, not a curated record